UGAGAGAUAGUAGAUGCAGUCAAGUUGGCGGCGAUGUUAGGCUGGACUCACAAGAUUGCGCUGUCAUGAGAGAUAGUAGAUGCAAUCAAGUUGGCGGCGAUGUUAGGCUGGACUCACAAGAUUGCCGAAGGGCAGUGCUUGCACCAGCGGAUGCACAAAUUGCUAUCCAUACAAAGGAGCCCAUCAAUUUCUAGGUAUCCUUGCUUUCUGGCACUUAAUCUCACCAAGUAUCUUUUCUAUUUUUUUGGCAUUUGUUCAAUCGAUUUCCUAAUAGGUGGAGCACACAGACUAGGACCUUCGCUUGAAGGUUGUCCGUGGAUGCUGCCACACUCUCCAUUGUUCAUUGUGCAGUUUCUAUUAGAAAAUUUCUAACCAUAUCUUGGUAUCUUCGCCUGCCAUUCUUACUACUCCCUCUGUACCGAAAUAGUUGUCGUUUUAGAAUCUUAGUACAAUUUCCGUCACGCUACCAGUUUUCUUCCCUUUCCCAUUUUGCCCUCCCACUCGCACCGACCAGGCGACCACUCGCUCUCUCCCCAGUCGCUCCUCCCGAGCCCAGAUCGCUCGCCGGCCAGUCGCCGUCCACUCCCUCUCGUCGGUGUCUUCCUCGCCGUCGUCUUGCUCCUCUACCACCCCAAUUCGUACCCCUAAGGCCCUAACCCUAUUAUCCCGCCUGCUAGCUCUUGGUCAAAGGUAACAUUUUUAGAGCCGAUGUGCUUUGUCCGUGGGCGGCGUUGCUCGAUCCAUGGGCGGCGGUGCUCGAUCCAUGGGCGGCAGUGCUCGAUCUGUGCUGGAGCAGCGGAAGGAGGACGGCAGUGCUGGAUUGGAGCAACGGGAGGAGGACGGCGGUGCUGAAUUGGAGCAGCGGGAGGAGGACACCGGUGCUGGACCGGAGCAGCGGGAGGAAGAUGGUGGUGCUGGUCCGAAGCAGAGCGUGUCGGAGCUGGAGUUCGAGGCCUUCAUUCGGCAGCACAUCACCGCCGCCGAGGCCGAGGCCUAGCGGGGCAGGCGCGGCCAUGGACCAGACGACAUCGGGUUCGGCGAGCACGGGUGGGACGACGGCAUCUUCUUCCCUGGCGGUGGUGCCAGACCUCUGCUUCGGUGACUCGCAGAACUCCCAGGAGCUGCAAGAGAGCAACGCCGGCCAAUUGUGGUGGUCUGAAGGCCUCCGGGCGCCAAACCACCACACAGUCCCGACGCCGACCAGCCAUCUCCGGUGGACAGAUGGACAAUGGUCAAUCCAAGCAAUUCUGAUCAAGUGGAGUAACACAAUGGGAGGACCCAUGUUGCUGCAACACUUCUGAUCAAUCCAAGCAAUUGAUCAAUCCAAACACAUACACCUGUUGGUCCCUGUUGCUGUUCACAAACAGAGCCCUGUUACAGGUAGCAAUUCACAAUUUGGUUGGUCCCUGUUGUUGUUCUUCCUCCAAACAAACCCAUGUUGAUGUUCUUCCUCCAAACAGGAGAACCCCUGUCGUUGUUCUUACUCGAUUUGCUUGGUCCGCCAGUCACAAUUUGGAGGAAGCGAGAGCAGGAGAACCAGUGAGGAAGAGAGGCGUGACGAGGCGACCUGGCUGCUCGCCGACUAGGUCAAUUGGCCGGAUCCGGAGCUCCGGCGUUGGGAGGCUGAGGUGCUGGAGUCGCCGGCGCAGGAGUCGCACAGCAGGCGCGACGGGCAGGU
Molecule: messenger RNA, 1678 nt
Organism: Aegilops tauschii subsp. strangulata
Lineage: Eukaryota; Viridiplantae; Streptophyta; Magnoliopsida; Poales; Poaceae
Source: RefSeq, a predicted model, not a curated record